This is a messenger RNA of Notodromas monacha, 750 nucleotides long. Lineage: Eukaryota; Metazoa; Arthropoda; Ostracoda; Podocopida; Cyprididae. The record is from the annotation of a GenBank genome assembly.
AUGUUCCUUGUGACCCCCGAAAUUGAAUUUUCUUUUGGGAAAGGGGGAAAAAAAGUUGUGUUUGCUUUUUUAGGGUUCAAUGGAGAGGCUUUCCAGAGGGAAGUUCCUGGCAAGAUUUUCAAGCUGACGCAUCCGCCAAACGACGACGUUUACCCGCCGAAUUUGAUCACUGACCUGAUGGUCACCACGCAUCCGGGAAACCAGACUAUCGAGCUGACCUGGACUGCCCCAGGCGGGGACUUCAACAAGGGCAAAGGCAUCGGAGGCGCCGGCUUGCGUAUGCAAAAAGCGUUGCCGCCACGAGAGGAACAUGAUGAAUGUCUCUUCUCGGGUCACCGGGUGGCUGCUUCGAUGCUUACGGUUCACCAGCUUCCUGAGCGAUACGAACUGCGCUACGCUGGCGACUGGGACGCCCUCCGAGGCGACCAUUUCCCGUCGGCGGAGAACCUGAAAACCCGGGCCCCACACCCGCACGGAACCCAGGAGCGGAUUGUUUUCUCAGCUGGGGAAUACGGUUUGGCACCCGGCAAGGUGUUCUACUUUGCCAUCAGGGCCCACGACGGUUGGUGGGGACCCGUGAGCCGCCCCGUGCGAGCCUACUUGAAACCGGCGCCGACUUUGAAGCCGCCGUCGGCGUCCCAAGAGGGAAUCAGCGGAUUAGAGGACGAGAACGGCGCCGGCGGCGGAAGCCUCUUGUCGUCAACCGGCGGCUUCCUGAGUUUCGAGAUGAUCGCCAUCAUUUCCGGGUAA